Molecule: messenger RNA, 2984 nt
Organism: Taeniopygia guttata (zebra finch)
Lineage: Eukaryota; Metazoa; Chordata; Aves; Passeriformes; Estrildidae
Gene: RITA1
Product: RBPJ interacting and tubulin associated 1
Biological process (GO): Notch signaling pathway; negative regulation of Notch signaling pathway; nuclear export
Cellular component (GO): cytoplasm; nucleus
Molecular function (GO): tubulin binding
Source: RefSeq, a predicted model, not a curated record
AUGCGGGCGGCGGGUCCGGCCCCGUUCGGAGGCUCUGCCGCCGCCGCCCGCGCUCCGCGGGGCCCCCGGGGCCGCCGCCGGGUGCGGCCGUCCUUCGUGGACGAGUCGCUGUUCGGCCGGCCCGCGGGGGCCCGCCCGCCGCCGCCCGCCUUCCCGCCGCCCUGGGCGGCCCCCGCGGCCGGCGGCUCCCGGCCCGGCAGCCAGUGCAGGUCCCGGAGCCACGCUCCGUCCUUCUGUGACGAGUCGCUGUUUGGUGCCAAGCCCCCGGGUCCUGCCCGGGCAGCUCCGCGGAUCAGGAAGGAGGAUGUGGCCAAGCUCCAUUCGCUGCUCUGGAGCCCCCCGCCUGCUCCCCAGAACCAGCCUGGCCUUUCCCCACACCGCAGGGGGACUCCCCUGCGAGCCGUCCACCCGCCGGCCUCGUCCGAGCCGGGCCACGAGGAGAAGUCGUGUGGCUGGAGGCAUCCCGGCAGCCACGCCUGCUCCAAAGGCUGCGGUGCUCCUGCCAGAGCACGUUCCCAGUCUGUCAGCCGGCUGAGCACCCCCCCGGACAGGACUCACCUUUCUUCCAACCUCGGCUCUGAAAGGUGGAAGAACCGGAGCACCCCAACAACCCCUGCUGCCCCCCAGGGCUCUCUGGUGAGGGGUCGGUCCAACAGCGUGUCCGGAUCUCCCGUGCCCAAGAAUGCCAAGGCAGCAGGUGGCUGCACUGCCAGACCCCCCUGGAAGUGAUGCCAAGUGUCCCUCUGGAUGUACAUACAGCCUUAGGCUGCCUGAGGCCUCCCUGUGACCAAGCCCACGAGGACCCUGCGCCUUUCUGUGGCUGGAAAAGAAGGAAGGGGCUGUUCCAUGCUGGGAGACACACCAGGAGCCAGAGGUGACAGCAGUGCUGGGAGCAGUGACCUGGUUCAGGGCACACCCCCAGGGCACCGGAGCAGGAGAGCCUGGUGGGAAGAGCUGCUUCCCGAGAUGUCCAGGGGUUGUCAGAGGAGGUUCCUGCUGUCUGGGAGAUCCAGCCGGGAGGUCAGAGCAGCAGGAGACAGGAGUACCCACAGUGCAGUCCAGGCACAGGUACAUGGACAGUGCAGGGACAGUGCAGCUCCCUGGGGACAGGCAGGGGCCGUGCAGCUCCCAGAACAGGGGGUGCUGCUGGGAUGGGGUCCCAGCUGAGUCUGGCUGGGACACUUGGGGUCUGAGAGCCCUGACUGGGACCUUUGCUGAGCUCAUGUGGUGAGAGGCAUCCUGCUCCAUCCUCCUGCCUGUGGGAAUGCAGGACAUCCCUAGUCUGGCCUGCUCGAGGCAGUCCAAGGUGGUAGAAACCCCUAGGAAUAGAGGCUGCACAGCCUCUCUGGCCUCCUUCCCACUGCUCCACUGUGCUCAAGGUGAAAAUUCUCCCUUUAUCCAGUCAGAGCCUUUCUAGUUUGAUUUUGUGUCUGUUCAUUCUGCACUCGAGCACAAACCUUGGCCCAACCCUCACGGCCGCCUCCUCUUUGCAGGUAUUGAGAGGCUGCUGAGGCUCUCCCAAAGGGUCCCUUCUCCAGGAAAUGAGCUCCAUUCCCUCUGCCUCUAUGCACAGCACGUGCCUUGGUGUCUCCCUGCUGUCCUUGCUUUGUGCCACCAACACCUUACGGACUCCUCUGACAAAGCAGGACAAGGGAGGACGAGCACAGAGGUGAGGGAAGCAUUGCCCUGCAUCCUGCUGGCAGUGGGACAGUCCCAGGCUGGAUGGGGUUUGUGACAGAGAAGGAUCUGCACAGGGAUUUUGGCAGCUCGUGGUGUGAGGAGGUGCUGAGUAAAUCCCUAAUUUUGUGGCUGAGGGUUGUGAGGUGCUCACAGCAGUGCCACAGUGUCACCAAAUAAGUGCUCCGAGACAAAUCUGGGAUCUGGGGCGUGCUGCUGAGUGAUCUGGGCACCUCCACAGCUCCUCCACUUCCUUUGCUGAGCUGGGAAAGAGCAGCUCUGUGUGUUUGGAGAUGCAUAAAGGACAUGGGGUGGGUGACUUGGAUUUGCAGUCACUGCUCCCUGGGGAGGGAGGCUGCAGUGAGGAGCUGCUGAGGUUACUGGGAGUUUGGUAACUCCCAUGCUGAGGGAAACGCUCAAAUUCACCCAAGGACACGCCAAGCCAGGUUAAGAGCAUCAUUCUUCCCCCAGAAAUUAUUUUAUUGCACCUUGAGCAGCAGCAGGGUUGGCCCUUGACCCACUCAGCAGGUGGAGCUGGAGCCAGCCAGGAGCCUGCACUGGGAGGAACUUCUGCUCAUGUCUUGGCCUGACACGUAGCAAGAAUAACCUGACAUUAAAACCUGAGAAGGUGAGUGAGGAUCCUUGUGAUUUGCUCCGAGCUCUCGGAUCUCUCCCUGUGCUUCCCACUGAGGCAAUCCUGCAGCUCUUCUCCACCUGGGGUAAAACUGGAAGGACAGGAAACAAUUUGGCCUUGUCCGAGGAGGGGCUGGGAGUGCUGGUGUCAGUCCGAGGCUGACCAGCUGUGUUUGGGAUGUGGGCACAGUGACGUGCAAGCUGUGGAGGCUGCAGGUCUCACGGGGCUGGGAGAGUCCAGAUGUGAUUUGGACACUAGAUGGAGACAAGAGCGUGGAGGAUUGACACGGGAGCAGGAAUGCUGUUCCAGCAGCUGGUGGGAGAUCCAGUGAGGCGAGUCCUCAGCAAACUGGGGGAACUGCUUUGGAAUCUAAGCAGCAGAGAACUGAACCAGUGGGAUCUUGGGGAGCUGGAGUCCUUGAAAAAGGAAGCCUCUUAAAAUAAGGAGAGAUUUUAUCUGAAAAUCAAGUUCAUAGCGGCCUGUAUGGCCAGGAUUGGCCACUUUACCCCCACUGCUGCACUCAGUGUCCAAGGAAUGUGGGGAAAACUAGAGGUCAUCUCAUGAGCCACACUUUCCUGUCCCGCGCUGGCCCAGGCUGUCACCAAGGCCUUCCAGGAGCUCAGAACUGGCACUUCCUUGCUAUGUACAACAUGAGUACAAUGUUGGUUAAGUA